GGCAGCUGUCGACUAUUUUUCACUUGCUUUUUUACAGUGAGAUUAUGCUGACAAUCAACUUUUCCAGUACACAUGCGAUUAUGGCAGUAUGGUGUUGCAUUAGAUUUGACUCGUGUUCUAUUUUUUCCCAACCUUGAAAUUUCGUUUUAACAAUUAUGACACAAGUUAUAAUUUGGACAUUUAAUGUCAACUAUUUUAUAUCAGAUGUUAAAUAUUCUAUCUGAUGAUUUUUAGUAUAUAUCAUAGCUAUUUCCUCGUUUCAACAACCAAGGAUUUAUAUGAUUGUAAAAUGUAAUACAUUGAAUUAAAAUAUUCAUUAUUUUUGUUCAGUUGCUUAAAAUAACAAACAAAACUAUACUCAGCAUCAUGUCAAGCUGUUUGAACAUAGUUGUUGAAGAAGAACAAGUUGUUCAAACUGUUGAUGAAGUCGCUUUAAUUGUCAGCGGAACCGUAGGUGUCAUUGUUGGUGCCAUCAUUGGUGUGAUUGUCUUCAAAUGCUUUUUAUCGAAGAAACUUGGAAUUCAUUCCCAUCAUACUGUUAGUGUGGAAGCUUCAGAUAAAAUACAUACAGAACAGCAAGAAACUUCAUUGGUUUACGAAAACAUGACUGCGAAUGCAAUUGCUAAGAAACCCAAAGCUAUGUCAAAGAGAGAUAGCUAUGAUGAGAAAACAAUUCACCGCAAGAAAUUUUUCGUUCUUGACGACUUUGUUUCUGAUAUGACUUGGGACAAAAUGGUUCUUGAACUUGGAAAACAAGAACUUUUCGAAAUUAUGCAGUUGGAAUUAUCUUUAUGGGAAGAGAGGCAUACUUGUUUACUGCAAUGGUAUCGUUGUAUGCUCAAUGAUUUUCUUGUAAGAAAAUAUAUAAAUGAUUCACAAUAUCAAGAUAUUCUAAUGAUCGAAAAUAGGGCUUUGUCGAAUGCUUAUUCGAAGAUGAAAUCUGAUUACGAGUCUCAUAUUAAUCAAAUGGAUGAUUUUCAAGGACAGUCAUUGAUGGAUCCUUUUAUCCCACUUCAAGAAGGAUAUACCAACAUCAUAAAAAAUAUGGUUAUCAUUUAUCGAGAAAGCCCAAAACGAUUUGUGAAAAGUUUAUCUCACUAUGUUGAUAAAACAAGUACAGAUGAGAUUCAAUACAAUUUGAUGAUUUAUAUUGAUGAAAUAGAAGGAAAUUUUAGAGAAAAUCAAGACGAAGUUAUAGAAUCAAUCCAUGCACUUUUUCAGGAAUUUGGCACCAUAGUUCGUGAAUUGGUAGUUGCUCUAAUAUGUGAAUGUGAAUUAAAUAGACUAUUGAGCAUGACUUGCAACAAUUCUCUUGAAAAGCUUGUAAAAACAGGCCGUAUUUCAUCAGUAACAAAGGAAAAAGUUAAAGAUUCUCUUCCCGAUGACUUCAAUGUUAGUGCAUUAGAAGUAAAAGAGGUAUUUUCACAAAUGCAUCCAAACAUCCUUGCUCAUUAUGAAACAAGCUUGCAACAACAUGAAGACAGCAGUAAUACAGCUAUUGAAAAUAUUCUAUACAGUUACACAAACCAAACAAGUUCUGAAGGUUUUGUUGGAAAUUAUUUGUCAACUACCUGUGAGCAGAAACUCAGAAGACUGAUGCUUCUCAAGGAACUGGCCAAGAAUGAUAACUCAGGAAUUGCAAACAAAUUUGCCAAGCUAUCCGAAUUACAAGACGAAAAAAGGAAUGAUAUUCUUCUAACAUUCUGUAAACUUCUUGAGGAAAGUGAUGCCUUAAGUGAAUCUGAACUUCAUCAAAUGACGAAUGAGUUCAGAAAAAGAUUAGAGGCCUCUCGUGAUAAAGUAUUAGGAUUGUGCAAGCGAAAUAUAACAGAAUUAUGGAAACGUUAUGACAGUCACUGCAUGUUGGAACAAGAAGAAGAAAAUUGUGUUGACGCUAGUAUCUUACAAGAUGCUGUAACAGAUGACCUAUUAGAUUUAGAAAGAUUUUUGUCUGUCCAAAUCUCGUUGUCAAAUGAAGAUGGGCACGCUAUUAUACAAGAGCGAGAGAGUUUAUUCUUGUUGUUGAUUAAUCAAAUAAACUUAUUGCGAGCUAAGUGGUUUCACAUAAUUGAAAAUGACCUAGCAAAGUGUCAAGCAUUCUUACUAAUGAAGAAAAGUACAAGCCUAGUGAAUGAAAAUAUGAAGGAAGUUCUCGAAAUCAUUGAACGUUUAUGGAAUGAACGAAACAUGAUGCGUAAUUAUAUAAAAGAAACAGCAUCUGUUACAUGUAUAAAGUCAAUAUUAACUAUAUCUAGUGAAGAAAUGUGUAAAAUAAUAUCUCACAAGCUCGUGUCAAACUUGAUUCAUGAGCAGCUAUCAAAGCAAGACGAAACUUUUAUUUUUGACUCAGCAAAGCAUAACAUCAUUGAAGGUAUUACAAAGAAGAACACAUUGUUAAAUAGUGCUACCAUUACUCAAGAUCAUGUUGAUGAAGUAGCAAGAGUAAUACAAGAAGAAAUUAACAGACAUGAUAUGGCUACUUCAAUGGUUGAAGGAGAUGUUAGAGCCACACACUUAAAAAGACAAGGACGUUUAAAGAUCAAAGCACAGCGGAUUGCACAACAUUCACCGUCAUCCAGUAGUAUGGCAUUUGAUAUCCAACCUCUUCUCGAGCAAAUAUUACUACAAUAUCAAGUUCUUAGAGCUGCUGAUUCAGUAGAGAAUGAAAGCUCACAGCAAGCUUUGAUCGAAAGAAUGAAUCUUGACAAAUCAACAUCGAAAACAUUAUCUGAUAUAUCUAAAGAUUCAGAGACUUUCUUACUUUGCAAACUUGGUGUUAUUUCUGGACUCACAAAAUCAGAAUUUACUGCUUGCAUCAAUAAGGCUAAAAAAGAAACUGGCUCUGCAGAAACUGGAAAAUCUGUAGCACAAAAGUUUCAGAAAUUAUGGAGAGAUGCUGUCACUUACAUUAACAGCAUAUCCUACUAAAUUAGUCCAUGGUUGCUCUGAGACUAUGCAAGAUUUGUUAACUACUUGUUAUGAUUCAAGUUGGAAAGAAAAUGAUCUUGUACAUAGCUAAAUACCAGCUUAUUUUUCACUUCUUCAUCUUUGAGGCUCAGUUAGAUAAGCAGUAUAUUUAUUUUUAUAUUAUCAUGUUUAUAUUUCAAUUUUCAAUACACAUUCAAUUUCUUUUGUUUGUUUAGGUAAAAAUCUCAUUUAUACUUAUUUUCAUAAAUAACAUAUUAAAUACAUGCGCCAGGAUUACGAGUGAAUUUGCCAAAGCAUUAAGCAUUAAUACUUAAGCAUUAGCAUUAAGUACAUACAGACAAAACGCUCAUAUUUUUAAAUAAUUUGUGUGACUGAAGUAAUAAUGUUAUGAAUAUUUGAUUGAUUCAAUGACCGUCAUUUAAAAUAUUUAUGUUGUUAUAUUUCUUUCAAAAACUGACCUGCUCAAUUGACUUGAGCGUGACUAUCGAGGGAAAAUUCACUUGUAGUAUUAUUGUGUAUGAUCAUUUCUACUAUUUGCACAAGUAUUUAUAGCUUAUUAUUAUUAUAUUAAAAAGUAUCAUCAAUCUUCUAUUAUAUUUUUUGCAAUUACUAUGUAAUGAGUACUACGAUUGGGUGAUGAGAGUAUGCAUCCAGUUCAUGUGGACAAAAUCUCUGCGCAAGACGACAUAUAGGUAUCUUGAAAAUUUUAUAGUCAUCGCCUCCAGACUCCAUUUAAAUUUCCGGGCCCUUGUUUAAUGUUAAAUAUUAGAUUAUUUAUAGAAAAUUCAAAAAAAUGAUGGUCCGCACCGAAUUGAUAAUGGUUGAAAAGGCCAAUCCUCGCAUUAAACAGAUCAUAGUUGUUGUGUGAUACUGAUUGUGAAAAACGACAGGAAAUUUACUUCAACUUACGCGCAUACCUACCAGUGUAUUUGUCAAUCAGGGGCGGCCGCCGGAAUCGCAUGUGGUCACAAAAGGAACUUCAGACCAUAAAUGGAAUGAUAUACUAAAUAAUUACCCGCGCCUGUAUCACUUGUUUUGUGUGUAGUGUUUACGAAAUCCCUAAAAAUUUUGUAAUAAAUAUACAAUAUCGAAUUCAAUCGAGUCGAAGUGAUGAUAUACUGCUAAUACAUACAUAAGUUGUUAUUGUAGAGAAUGGGGGCCUGUUAUGUCUUUAUUAUUAAUUUCGAAAUCAUAUUCGAUCCGCCAGGAUCUGGAAUCGCCGGAUUCAAAAGCUUAAACCAGUCCCUGAUGUUUUUUAUAAAUUUAUUUCUGAUAUUCGAAACAAUGAGAAAUAUAUAGCAAUAAAAAAUGGUAAAAUCCUGAUACACUACUAUUUAUAUCCAUGUUUUUA
Messenger RNA from Styela clava, 4279 nucleotides. The record is from RefSeq and is a predicted model, not a curated record. NCBI's taxonomy places the organism in Eukaryota, Metazoa, Chordata, Ascidiacea, Stolidobranchia, Styelidae.